AGUGGUAGGAUAAAAAGGACGACGUUUGCGACGGCGUUCCUGCUUCGUUGGUUGAACGUUCGAGGCCCCGUUGCGUUCGUCCACAAAACAAGAAACGUAUCAUGCGCUACGCUUUGGUGGUCGCCGUUGUGGUCAGUGUCGGCCUGGUCUGGCCUGAAUGUGGCAGCACAAGCCGCGUGAAAAAAGCAAAGAUGGGUCGUCGUCUUCGGAGUACAGACACUGCAACCUUUCUGGUGGUCGAGUUCAGCGAGGUUGAGGCUGUUCGCUCGCACAACAAAACAGGUGUGGUGAUCGAUGUGCGUGAGCCCGAAGAGCUGGAAACGGAUGGCCGGAUCCCGAAUUUUCACAACAUUCCCCUGAAAUCAAUACCGGAGGCCUUUGAGUUGGAGCCCAAGGAAUUUGAGACGAAAUACAACUUUAGCAAGCCCGAGGCAGACGACGUGAUCAUCUUCUCGUGCCGCUCUGGAAGGAGGGCUCUGUUGGCAGCUCAGAGACUUGACAAGCUCCAAAAGUACCGCAAGUAUGUUGUGCAAUCACUCUGCCCGGUCCAACGCAGUGCACCGUCCUUAUGGGUUAGCUCGCACAUCCGUGUUUUUUGAGUGG
Ixodes scapularis (black-legged tick) is the source of this 603-nucleotide messenger RNA. RefSeq names its product putative thiosulfate sulfurtransferase, mitochondrial. NCBI's taxonomy places the organism in Eukaryota, Metazoa, Arthropoda, Arachnida, Ixodida, Ixodidae. Gene Ontology annotation, cellular component: mitochondrion. Bases 102 to 599 code for a protein of 165 amino acids. The record is from RefSeq and is a predicted model, not a curated record. Gene Ontology annotation, molecular function: thiosulfate-cyanide sulfurtransferase activity. The transcript is spliced from 3 exons.